Messenger RNA from Puntigrus tetrazona (Sumatra barb), 670 nucleotides. It is a transcript of the gene sh3bgrl2, whose product is annotated as SH3 domain binding glutamate-rich protein like 2. The coding region runs from base 194 to 511 and encodes 105 amino acids. The record is from RefSeq and is a predicted model, not a curated record. The transcript is spliced from 4 exons. NCBI's taxonomy places the organism in Eukaryota, Metazoa, Chordata, Actinopteri, Cypriniformes, Cyprinidae. Gene Ontology annotation, cellular component: cytoplasm.
UAAGCGCUGCGAGUCUCGCGCUCCCGAGUGAGGUGCACUGAUGGAGCGCGAGCGGCUUUAUUAUAGAACACCGGGCGCGCGCACUCACUUUAAUUUCAAAGGGUGACGUUGACGUCACCGCAGGUCCAAAGUAGUCUAUAGAAAGGGAGAGCGCAACAUUUCCCAGCCUUCAUUCUUCCGCGAGAGGAUUACGAUGGUCAUCAGAGUAUAUAUCGCCUCCUCCUCCGGGUCUGUCGCGGUGAAGAAACGUCAGCAGGCCAUUGUGGGCUUUCUGGAGGCCAACCGUAUCAGCUUUGAGGAGGUGGACAUUACCAUGCUGGAGGAUCAGAGGCUCUGGAUGUACCAGAACAUUCCUGAGGAGAAACGACCUGAAAAGGGCAAUCCUCUCCCGCCUCAGAUCUUCAACGGAGACAGCUACUGCGGCGAUUAUGAAGAUUUCUUCCAGUCUAAAGAGACGAAUACAGUGUUCUCAUUCCUCCGUCUGCCCCCUGUAAAGGACUCUGAAUCCUAGACUGUGUCAUUGACAUUUCCCGUAGACUGAAACACUGUGGUUUUUGCCUCUUUUUCCUUUGAUGUAACUUUCGUCCCCUGGUCUGAAGCCCUCACUGCCAGCAAUGCUUUUGCCAAACACACGCUGCCCUCCAGCUAACAAACUACUCCUUACUCAAAA